Trichechus manatus latirostris (Florida manatee) is the source of this 3361-nucleotide messenger RNA. It is a transcript of the gene ALDH18A1, whose product is annotated as aldehyde dehydrogenase 18 family member A1. Gene Ontology annotation, cellular component: cytoplasm; mitochondrion. The transcript is spliced from 18 exons. Gene Ontology annotation, molecular function: glutamate 5-kinase activity; glutamate-5-semialdehyde dehydrogenase (NADP+) activity; ATP binding. NCBI's taxonomy places the organism in Eukaryota, Metazoa, Chordata, Mammalia, Sirenia, Trichechidae. Bases 126 to 2513 code for a protein of 795 amino acids. The record is from RefSeq and is a predicted model, not a curated record.
CCGAGAAUCGGCCGGCGUGGCAUGCGGGGCGGGCUGCGGGGCCGGGAGGCGGCAGUGGCUUAGCAAGGGGCGCGGCGGUGACAGCGGCGGCUGUGAGAUACUUUGAUCAGUCAUCACAUCUCAGGAUGUUGAGUCAAGUUUACCGUUCUGGGUUCCAAACCUUCAACCAGCAUCUCCUGCCCUGGGUCCGAUCCACAGCUGUCUCCAGAUCUCAUCGUGUCCAGCCUUCAGCUAUCAGCCAUGUUCGUUCUUGGAGCAACAUCCCCUUUAUCACCGUCCCUCUCAGUCGUACACAUGGCAAGUCCUUUGCCCACCGCAGUGAGCUGAAACAUGCUAAGAGAAUCGUGGUGAAACUUGGAAGCGCCGUGGUGACCCGAGGGGAUGAGUGUGGCUUGGCACUGGGGCGCCUGGCAUCUAUUGUCGAGCAGGUGUCAGUGCUGCAGAAUCAGGGCCGAGAGAUGAUGCUGGUGACCAGUGGAGCAGUAGCCUUUGGCAAGCAACGCUUGCGCCAUGAGAUCCUUCUGUCUCAGAGCGUGCGGCAGGCCCUACACUCAGGGCAGAACCAGCUGAAGGAGAUGGCAAUUCCGGUCUUAGAGGCACGAGCCUGCGCAGCCGCCGGACAGAGUGGGCUGAUGGCCUUGUAUGAGGCCAUGUUUACUCAGUACAGCAUCUGUGCUGCCCAGAUUUUGGUGACCAAUCUAGAUUUCCAUGAUGAGCAAAAGCGCCGGAACCUCAAUGGGACACUUCAUGAGCUCCUCCGAAUGAACAUCGUGCCAAUUGUCAACACAAAUGAUGCUGUUGUACCCCCAGCUGAGCCCAAUAGUGACCUCCAGGGGGUAAAUGUCAUUAGUGUUAAAGAUAAUGAUAGCCUGGCUGCCCGUCUGGCCGUGGAAAUGAAAACUGACCUCUUGAUUGUUCUUUCAGAUGUAGAAGGCCUCUUUGACAGCCCCCCAGGGUCAGAUGAUGCAAAACUCAUUGAUAUCUUUUACCCUGGAGAUCAGCAGUCUGUGACUUUUGGAACCAAGUCUAGAGUGGGAAUGGGUGGCAUGGAAGCCAAGGUGAAGGCAGCCCUCUGGGCUUUGCAAGGUGGCACUUCCGUUGUUAUUGCCAACGGAACCCACCCAAAGGUGUCUGGACACGUCAUCACAGACAUUGUGGAAGGAAAGAAAGUUGGGACCUUCUUUUCAGAAGUCAAGCCUGCAGGUCCUACCAUUGAACAGCAGGGAGAAAUGGCUCGGUCUGGAGGAAGGAUGUUGGCCACUUUGGAACCUGAGCAGAGGGCAGAAAUUAUUCAUCAUCUGGCUGAUCUCCUGAUGGACCAGCGGGACGAGAUCCUGUUAGCUAACAAAAAAGACCUGGAGGAGGCAGAGGGGAGACUUGCAGCUCCUCUGCUGAAACGUUUGAGCCUCUCCACAUCUAAACUGAACAGUCUGGCCAUCGGUCUGCGGCAGAUUGCAGCCUCCUCACAGGACAGUGUGGGGCGUAUUUUGCGCCGGACCCGAAUUGCCAAAAACUUGGAACUAGAACAAGUGACUGUCCCCAUUGGAGUUCUACUGGUGAUCUUUGAGUCUCGCCCUGACUGUCUGCCCCAGGUGGCAGCCUUGGCUAUUGCAAGUGGUAAUGGCUUGUUACUCAAAGGGGGGAAAGAGGCCUCACACAGCAACCGGUUUCUUCAUCUUCUGACCCAGGAGGCCCUCUCUAUCCAUGGAGUCAAGGAGGCUGUACAGCUGGUGAAUACCAGAGAAGAAGUGGAAGAUCUUUGCCGCCUAGACAAAAUGAUAGAUCUGAUCAUCCCACGUGGCUCUUCCCAGCUGGUCAGAGACAUCCAGAAAGCGGCUAAGGGGAUUCCAGUGAUGGGACACAGUGAAGGGAUCUGCCACAUGUAUGUGGAUUCAGAGGCCAGUGUCGACAAGGUCACCAGACUUGUCAGAGACUCUAAAUGUGAAUAUCCAGCUGCCUGCAACGCUUUGGAGACUUUGCUAAUCCACCGAGAUCUGCUGAGAACACCAUUGUUUGACCAGAUCAUUGACAUGCUGAGAGUGGAGCAGGUGAAAAUUCAUGCAGGCCCCAAGUUUGCUUCCUAUCUGACCUUCAGCCCCUCCGAAGUGAAGUCGCUUCGAACUGAGUAUGGGGACCUGGAAUUGUGCAUUGAAGUGGUGGACAGUGUCCAGGAGGCCAUCGACCACAUCCACAAGUACGGCAGCUCCCACACGGAUGUCAUUGUCACAGAGAACGAGAAAACAGCAGAGUUCUUCCUCCAGCACGUAGAUAGUGCCUGUGUGUUCUGGAACGCCAGCACUCGCUUCUCUGAUGGUUACCGCUUCGGACUGGGAGCUGAAGUGGGAAUCAGUACAUCACGAAUCCAUGCCCGGGGACCAGUAGGACUUGAGGGACUCCUUACUACUAAGUGGUUGCUACGAGGACAGGACCACGUGGUGUCAGAUUUCUCAGAGCAUGGAAAUUUAAAAUACCUUCAUGAGAACCUCCCUGUUCCUCAGAGAAACACCAACUGAAAGCUUUCAGAGAAGAGCCAGGAAAAACCAGGAAUGAUCCAAGGGGUUUUCACAGUUAACGCUCGUCUUAAAUAAUCUUACGGGAUAAAGCAGGUCUUGUUUCUCAGUUCCUGGAAGAGCUUAGCUUUUGGGAAGUGCACCUAGAUGCUUCUGGGCUCAAUUUGGCAACAUUAGUCUUGGCUCAACACUCCACCCCUGGCCUUUUUUUUUUUUAGUAAGAAAAUAAUUGCUACAGGUAGGGGCUUUGCUUUGCCCAGUCCAAUUUCCUUUAGUGAUCAGAACAGAAAGGUGCGGUCUCCCCACAUAAAAGACAAUGGAAAAAUCAUGGCCACUUUUUACCUUCUUAUCACCUCAGUGAGGUAAAGUCUCCUUGGCAUUUGGUUGGUACUAGAGCCAGUGAUUUCUAAGAUUUUUUUACAUUUCAUUUCUUUCACACUCAGUCAUCUUCAAAAAGGAAAGAUUUGGAAUUUCAGAAGAAGGGCGGUUCUUUUUAGCAUUCUCAUCAGAAACAAUCACAAGAAUGGACUGAGUCAUUUCCGCUGUGAAGCUUGACUGUUGGUAUUUAUUUCUGGAGUGAAUAAGUAAGCAUUCCAGGUGCUUGCAGCCUCUCCUGGUUCCAGAGAGUCAGCGUUGUGGGUGAUCCAGGGGGUACUUGGAGUUGUAGACAGUGAGGUGCAAGCUUCCGGAUGCUCCCCACUUAGUGAAAGGAAUAUCAGCUGCAGUUAUGCUUGAAAUUUUUAUAUGAAUUAUUUAAUCAUCUUAUUCUCCUACCCCUUUCCCUCCAAAACAAAAAUUAUAGGAGUAUUUUAAUACUUUGUAAUCCCCCCUUUUUGAGAAAUAAAGUUCUU